AUGGGUUCUGCUGCCGCCCCGCUGAGCGCAGAGGUUGAGACCUUUUACGGCCUAGCAACCCCUCCCACCAGUUACGGCGGCUACGGCGGCACCUCGCAGAGCCGCCAGGAGGAUGCCAAGUACAUUUUCCAGUACCCUGCCGGCUGGAAGAGCGAGAUCAUCAACAAGCGCGACAAGGGCACCCAGGGGGUGGACUGCCGGAUCUACAACCCCGCCAACAAGCUGCAGCAGGUGUUUGUGAUCACGCUGGGGCGUGCGGGGGAGGACAACCGAUCCUUCCGCAUCACAAACGUGGAUGCCACGCUGGAGGGCUUUGCGGGGGCAGACUACGACAUGCUGGAUGCGCUGGGCGAUGCGGUGAUGCGCAAGGAUGAGUUCCGGGAGGUGGAUGGCCAGCAGUACUUUGAUGUCGAGUUUGCCUCCCCCAGCCAGCACUACCUGUCCAGCAUCACCGUCAAUGCGGGCAAGGUGUACGCUAUGUUUGUCAAGUCGCCGGAGAAGAUCUUUGCCGAAAACGAGGCUUCGCUGCGCGCCAUCCGUGCCUCCUUCCGCACCGUCUGA
Messenger RNA from Chlorella variabilis, 561 nucleotides. RefSeq lists its product as hypothetical. The transcript is spliced from 6 exons. The record is from RefSeq and is a predicted model, not a curated record. Lineage: Eukaryota; Viridiplantae; Chlorophyta; Trebouxiophyceae; Chlorellales; Chlorellaceae. Bases 1 to 561 code for a protein of 186 amino acids.